This is a messenger RNA of Lingula anatina, 1178 nucleotides long. RefSeq lists its product as uncharacterized. Lineage: Eukaryota; Metazoa; Brachiopoda; Lingulata; Lingulida; Lingulidae. The record is from RefSeq and is a predicted model, not a curated record.
UGAACCCGAUAAUUAUAUACUGUGUGCUUCCCAAGUUGAGAAAGAUGGGUCGAGGCUACUUUCCUAUGUUGCGCAUAGCUUUUGGGGGCAUCAUCAUAGUUCUAUCCGUAGUGUGUGCCUUGGUGCUAGAGAUUAUCCGUAUGGACUAUCCAUGUGCCAGGACGAUAUCCGUUUACUACCAACUGCCUCAGUGGAUUCUGGCUGCUGUAGGGGAGAUUAUUUUGUUUUCAACAGCGGCUGAGUUAGUAUGCCUUGAGACACCCAGAGGAGUGCAGGCAGUACUGCUGGGACUUGGAUGGACAAGUAUUGGAAUCGGCUCCGUACUGGCCACAAGGUUUGAUAACUUCAUUCGAGCAGCAUUUCCAGCGACGCCUUGUUUUAUAGAGAAUCACAACUGUCAAAGUUCGAGAAAUCUCUUUUUUGGAAUGGUGGUGGCGCUGGUAAUCAACUUCUUGUUCCUGGCAGCGGCCGCACGGCUAUGGAAACAGCCUACGCCCCGCAGAGCAACAAGAGUCAGUAAUUAACCACUGAACAAAUUGCAGAUUGUCUGAGAAUCUCGCCCUGGAACUUGGAAAAUGUGUCAUGGAGUACACUGUACUUGUAUCUAUUAAUAAUGGAGAUCGACAUUCAAUUUUCAACCGAAUUCCAUUAUACGUAUUUCUCUAAGAUAAAUAAUGAAGUAUCAAUGAAAAACUGAGCCUUGUCAGCAAUUUUUGUUUUUGCACUUCAUACUUAAAAAUAGCAAAUUCACACCUACACCUCAUCUCUGAAAAAAAUGGGCAUGUAUGUUCAGUGCACGUGCUUUUAUAUAAUUAGCUACACGCAUGCCCAUUGUACAAGUUCGUAGCAAUACAGACACGAAGUUAAAAUAAAAAAAUUGGAUUUGAUAAAGUUAUAUGAAAAUAUUGUUUAUAAAUUAAUAAACCAUGAAAAUGUACAGUUCCAAAUGACGUUCACUUUUUAUUGCUUUUGUAAUCACCAAAUCAUUCCAAUACAUCCAUAUUAUUUUAAUGGUUUGUGAAAUCAUUUAAGACAAAAAUAAUAUUAAAUAAUGAAUAACUAGUGCAGACAGUAAUUCAUUCACAAUAAAUGCAAAUAAAUUACCCAACUCCGAAACAAAUUUGAAACAUUGAUGCAAGCACUUGCUAUCGUUUAAAGUCGUCAUAUUGUUCAGUUUU